CGCGGCCUGGCGGGUGAAUGAUGAAGGAUGGCGACGUGCGGUUCGUUGGGGAUGAGGAGGUGGUGGAGUAUAUCACCGAGAAACGGCACGGAAUUAAUCAGAAGAACAAUGUGCGUCGAACAUUGCUAAACGUGAAGCACAAUUCCCAGAAUUGGGAGAAGACAGAGCAGGCUCAGGAGAGUCUGGAAGUCUUUAAUGAGCGUGAUUAUGUGGAGGCCCUUGGAGCAGGUGACUCAGGUUGCCAGGGUGACUUGAGUGAUGAGAUAUCUGCAGCAGGCCGAGAUCUCUUCACUUUUCAAACCAUCAAAAGGGCAGACAAGAUGGCAAAGCUCGCCUCUGAACUAGCCCAGACUCUGGGAAAAAGUGUAACAUUCUGUGCAGCUGGCCAGCAAUUGACAGCAGAUCAGAUCACGGAUAAUGGACAAUCAAACCAGCGCAAGACCCCAUCCAAGAACAAGAGGAAAUAUGUGUCAACAACCCCUUACAGACUGAGGAAAAGACUGACUGAUUUGGCCGACUUGAGUAGCGGCAGUGAGAGUGAUUACUCAUCGUCUGAUUCCGAAGGAGGAGAGGAGAGCACCCCAGAAGGAGUCUCCAAUCCCAGACUGAUGCCAGAAGCAGUAACGCCCACUCCAACACCGGGCAAAACCGCAGUCAAGAAAUCCAGGAAGCUGGCCCCGCCCAGCCUUGUUGAGCUCUACUUCGAAGCCCACAGCAGUUCAAAGGUUUUGACAUCCGAUCGCACGUUGCAGAAGUUGCAGACACCAAAGUUGGACCAGGAAACCUUAGAGAGGCUGCUAAGUGAUGACACUGUGCCCUUUGCUCCCGAGAUCAGGCAGCUCAACAAGCAACAUGAGAAGCUCUUUCGCAAAUGGAUGCUGCAAACACAGUUGGGCUUUAGCCUUGUGUUGUAUGGACUCGGCUCCAAGAGGGAGUUGCUGGAAGAAUUCCGCUGCCAGAUGCUGCAGGAAGCUGUCCACGUGGUAGUGAAUGGAUUUUUCCCAAGUAUCACAAUUAAGUCUAUUCUGAACUCGAUAACAGAGGAGGUUUUAGGAUUUGAAGGAACCUUCCGGAACCCCGUGGACCAGCUCAACUACAUCAUCAGGGCAUUUCAGGAGGAUUCCACACUGGAUCUUUAUCUUCUGAUCCACAACAUCGACGGACAGAUGCUGCGAGGGGAUAGGAACCAGCAGAUACUGGGCCAGCUCAGUGCCAUCCCUGGCAUCCACCUCCUGGCCUCCAUUGAUCACCUGAAUGCCCCGCUGAUGUGGGACCAGACGCGGAGCUGUCUCUUCAACUGGCUGUGGUGUGAGGUGACCACCUUCAAAUCCUAUGCAGAGGAAACCUCGUAUGAGAACUCGCUGCUGGUCAAACAAUCGGGUGCCUUGGCACUGAGCUCACUGAUCCACGUACUGCGCAGCCUCACCCCCAACGCCAGGGGAAUAUUUAAACUCUUGGCUCGGUUUCAGUUGGAGAACAAGGAUAACUCGUACUAUCCAGGCUUAUCCUUUCAGGAUUUCUACCAGCGAUGUCGAGAUGCCUUCCUGGUGAACAGUAACCUCACCCUGCGGGCACAACUGACUGAGUUCCGAGAUCACAAACUCAUCAGGAAUAAAAAGGGUGCUGAUGGUGUUGAGUAUCUCAUCAUUCCUGUUGACAUGGCAACGCUGACUGACUUCCUUGAAAUGGAGGACAAGGAAACCUAGAUGGAAGCGUGAGAUUUUAGCGGAUGGAUAGCCAACAGCUCCAAAAUUCCAGGAGUGACAAAAUCUCAGACUCCAAUCUUCAGUGGCACAUGUUUGAUGUGAGGUUCAGAAUGGAAAUCUACACUGCAGUGAGCUUUGCCACUUGUUCAAUGUCCCAGUGGCUGGUAACCAGGUUAACCUUCAUGGCUCUGUGAGAGUUCGAGAGACUCUGUUUCCUGAGUGAGUGGUGUCAGCUUUGUGCGGUUAUUACCUCGGAUGAUCUGUUUUGCCUAAUGUUGCGAGAUGCAUCCUAUAAUUAUUUUGCUGUGGAAUCCAUCAUAUUUUAAAACCAGAAUCCUUGUUGCCUACAUCACACUGUUGCAGAUGCUGCUGUUAUUUGCCAAGUUCUGUUGAAAAGAAAAAAUUCUAUUAAAAGAUAUUUUAAACUGUA
Messenger RNA from Hemiscyllium ocellatum (epaulette shark), 2136 nucleotides. It is a transcript of the gene orc2, whose product is annotated as origin recognition complex, subunit 2. Gene Ontology annotation, molecular function: DNA replication origin binding. Gene Ontology annotation, biological process: DNA replication. The record is from RefSeq and is a predicted model, not a curated record. Gene Ontology annotation, cellular component: nucleus; nuclear origin of replication recognition complex. The transcript is spliced from 16 exons. Bases 18 to 1706 code for a protein of 562 amino acids. Lineage: Eukaryota; Metazoa; Chordata; Chondrichthyes; Orectolobiformes; Hemiscylliidae.